AGCUCUAAGUGCCUUUCAUUAUCCAGAUGAUAUAGGCCUUUCUAAGUUUUCUUGAUCAAUCACUAAAUAAAAUGCAUCUUUCAUAUUCUUUUAUUUUUCUUUUGCUAAUUUUCUUCAUGUUGGAAGCUCCAAUUACUCAAGCUCAAGGGAAGAGUACUUUAGUUUCUGCCAUUUUUGCCUUUGGAGACUCAACAGCUGAUCCUGGAAACAAUAACUACAUAAAAACACCUGCGAGGAGUAAUUUCUCACCCUAUGGGAGGGAUUUUCCCAACCAUGUUGCAACAGGAAGGUUUACUAACGGAAUGCUUAUUUAUGAUUUCAUUGCUAAGCAUGUUGGUGUCAAACAGUCUGUGCCUCCAUAUUUGGAUCAAAGUUUAAGUACUGAAGAGCUCAAGACUGGAGCUAGUUUUGCAUCUGCUGGAACUGGAUUUGACCCCCUCACGCCAAAAAUCAGUAAUGUGAUCUCAAUAUCUAAGCAGCUAGAGAAUUUCAAGGAAUAUAAAGAGAAAAUGGAGGCAGCUAUUGGGAAAGAGCAAACUCAGAAUUUAAUAAAGGAAGCAUUGUUUAUAGUUAGUGCAGGCACAAUUGACUUUGUUGUCAAUUACAACACAUUACCAACUCGUCGUAUAAACUACACAACCUCAGCCUACACAGAUUUCUUAUUACAACAUGUUGACCAAUUCCUACAGGAAAUAAUGGAUCAAGGGGCUAGAAAAAUUGCAGUGGCAAAUCUACUGCCAAUGGGUUGUCUUCCAUUUGUCAUUACCCUUAACUCAGAUAUUAUUAAUGCAAUUACAAAGCGUGAUUGUAUUGAUUCCCAGUCCUCCAUUGCUCAAGACUACAAUUUUAAGCUCCAAAACAAGUUAAAUGACAUGCAAAUUAGGUUUGCAAAAUUGGGUUCUCGAAUUGCUUAUAUGGAUAUCUAUACACCACUGGUGGACAUGAUUCUUGGCCGCAAAUAUGAUUUCGAAAACGUUAACCGUGGCUGCUGUGGAACUGGCUCAGUGGAAUUUGCAUUUUUGUGCAACCCCAUAUCAUUUGUUUGCCCAAAUGCAUCAAAGUAUGUUUUUUGGGAUUCAAUCCAUCCAACUGAGAAGGCAUACUAUCUUGUUUCUCAAGCACUUCAGCCAACUAUUGAUUCCAUCACCAAAUACUAAUUAAUAUUACAGUAUUAUAUAUGUAUCAUAAUACUGGAAGUACUCCCAUCUUUUUAUAUGAUAUGUCUUAUAAAUAAGGAGAGAAAGUAAAACUUUUUAUCAAGUUAAAUAUCAUGUGUUAUACUGGAAAUCCAAACAUGCAUGAUGACAAGGACAACUUUACUAUAUAUGUUUUGACUAGCACAGGAAGCUCGUGCUACGCAU
This is a messenger RNA of Lycium ferocissimum, 1361 nucleotides long. RefSeq names its product GDSL esterase/lipase At5g45960-like. NCBI's taxonomy places the organism in Eukaryota, Viridiplantae, Streptophyta, Magnoliopsida, Solanales, Solanaceae. Gene Ontology annotation, molecular function: hydrolase activity, acting on ester bonds. The transcript is spliced from 5 exons. The record is from RefSeq and is a predicted model, not a curated record. The coding region runs from base 72 to 1157 and encodes 361 amino acids.